Molecule: messenger RNA, 2974 nt
Organism: Gymnodraco acuticeps
Lineage: Eukaryota; Metazoa; Chordata; Actinopteri; Perciformes; Bathydraconidae
Gene: prox1a
Product: prospero homeobox 1a
Biological process (GO): regulation of transcription by RNA polymerase II
Cellular component (GO): nucleus
Molecular function (GO): DNA-binding transcription factor activity, RNA polymerase II-specific; RNA polymerase II cis-regulatory region sequence-specific DNA binding
Source: RefSeq, a predicted model, not a curated record
CUGCCAUCAGUGCUCGAUGCCAGCGCGCGUUAUCAGUCUUGGGCAUCGAGGUGUGUCGCACUCGACCCAACAGAGGGGGGGGGGUGAGUUUGAAAUAAAUACACGGGUUGAUCCACCUGGAAUGGGCCGCGAUAAGAGCAGCCAGUGUUAACCGACACGUUUCCUCUACACCUCAUCCGAGUCUUCCUUUUCCAAACACGCGUUUCUUUAAUGUCCCGGCCUGUUUUUCCAGCCUGUGUGCGCACCGACGGCACCCAGGGGAGCCGAGGCCAAAUCAGCAACAGGCCAGUGAGAGAGCAUGGGGCCGGGACACCUGCUUUGGAAAAGACACUCCAGACACUAAACUUUGCUGACUUCGUUGCAUUUCGUUCGUCCUAAAAAACAGUUGCUUGCAACAUGGAAAAGAGACUCGCCUUUUCCCGUUUGGCACCUGACAGAGGCACAUAUGGAAAAUAAGAUUUCUAGAAUGCAGGAGGACGACAACGAGCAGCCGUCAUCAUUUCAUAAAUCAGAAGCGUCAAACAGGUUUUUCUGUGGAAAGGAUCAGAUGUCAGUGUCCGCUGAGUUCAGCCUUACAGGUGCUCGAAGGAUUUGAUCCUAGAGGACUCUUUUUCGGGAUAUGGCCCAAUAGCAGCAGCCCGUGAUGCCGGACCAUGACAGCGACUCCCUCCUGAACAGACAGACCAAGCGAAGACGUGUGGACAUUGGUGUUAAGAGGACCGUGGGCAGCGCAGCCUCCUCCACAGCAGCAGCCACAACAACAACCACUGAUAACAUUGCCCGCGCCAAAGCAGCCAUUUUCAGUGCCAUGAACUCUCUGAGCUCCCACUCUCACCACGGAUCAGACGCUGACUCCAUGGAGUGCUCUGUAGUGCAGCCACAUGGUGGACCUGGCGUUAUGUCAGCCAGUGACAAUGAGUCCAAGUCAAAUGUACUCCGAAAGCUACUGAAGAGGGCCAACUCAUACGAGGACACCAUGAUGCCCUUCCCUGGCACCACCAUUAUCUCCCAGCUUCUCAAGAAUAACAUGACUAAAAAUGGAGGAGGACAUGAGAGAGGAGAAAGAGGGGACAGGCGUGAUAGAGGGGAUGUUGGCUUCCCUGGAUCAGGGCGCUCCAAUGCAAGUUCAGAUGCUCCCCAGGAGGAUGCCUGCAGUAACUCCUCCCACGAUAGCACCCCACAAGAGUGCUUGUCACCCUUCGGCCGUCCUCCUGGCCUGGCCAGCUUUGACAUUGAACGUCUAAACGACGAACACCUGCGUGCCAAGCGAGCCCGUGUAGAGAACAUUAUACGUGGUAUGAGCCACUCACCCAGUGUGGUGAUACCUGCUUCUUCCCGUCAUGAGCGUGACCACGAGAUGGAUGGAGACCGGGAGAUGGAUCUAGACUGCCCACCCCCUCAGUCUCAGCAGCAGACCCCCGGCAGCCCACGGGGAGGGGAGGUGUGCAGCAGUAGCAGCCGAGAGAACAAGCGCAAGCAGCGUCUGCCUCAGCAGCAGCAGCAGAGCUUCACUCAGCUGGUGUGCCAGAGGAAGGAGCAGAAGCAGGAGGAGCGGCGGCAACUGAAGCUACAGCUGGAGGACAUGCAGAAACAGCUACGCCAGCUGCAGGAGAAGUUCUUUCAGAUCUAUGACUCAACCGAUGACUCAGAACAUAACGACCUCCACAAUGACCUCCACAAUGACAUAGGAAACAUGUCCGAGGACAGCCCAGGCCGGUCUGAUACAGGUGGCGAUGACCGGGGUGGAGAUGACUUGCGCUCUGACAAUGAGAUGUCUGACCUGGACCCAGGCCACUUUCUGGACAGGGCACGGGCGUUGCUUCGGCAGCAGGCCAUGCUGGCAGACAGAGAGAAGCCAAGAAGAGAGGGGCUCAGCCGGAGCAAAGGACAGGGAGGUCCAGGCUCCUCCAUGCAUGCUGAAGGUAAACAGCUAGCAGAAACACUGAAGCAGGAACUCAAUUCAGCCAUGACCCAGGUGGUGGACACAGUGGUCAAGGUGUUUGCCAAGCCUCCACGUCCUACACCCCAGCAGGCCUUCCCCUCACUUUCCAUACCCGCUGAAAGAUUUCCCACCAUUGUCAAUGGUGAUAACCCCAAUUUCCACACCGCUAACCAGAGGCUGCAGUGCUUCGGCGAUGUCAUCAUUCCCAAUCCUUUAGAUUCCUUCUCCAGCAUGCCUGGGAUGCCAUGUCCCACCAUGGAUCAAACCGAGGCGAUACCUUUAGUCGUGAGGAAGACACCCAGUGACCACCACCAUCACCACCAGUCCUCAGCUGUGGGGGCCCACGGUGGACACCACCACCCCGUCCUUCACCCCUCCUCGCUCUCUGCUUCCAUGGGCUUCAGCCCCCCAUCCUUUAGGCACCCAUUCCCUCUGCCUCUCAUGGGCUACCCCUUCCAGAGUCCUCUUGGUGGGCCCACAGGUGGCUACCCGGGCAAGGACCGUUCCUCUCCAGACUCCAUGGACCUGUCCCGGGAGACCACCAGCCUCAGGACCAAGAUGGCAUCGGGCCACCACAUGGGGCACCACCACCACCACCACCACCACCAUCGUUCUCUUUCACCAUCACACCCUGGCAGCACGGCAGAGGGACUCUCCCUGUCCCUCAUCAAGUCUGAGUGCAGUGACCUCCAGGACAUGAGUGACAUCUCACCCUACUCAGGCAGCAAUAUCCAAGAGGGUCUCUCUCCCAAUCAUCUGAAGAAGGCCAAGCUCAUGUUUUUCUACAGCCGCUACCCAAGCUCCAAUAUGCUCAAGAUAUUCUUCUCUGAUGUCAAGUUCAACCGCUGCAUCACGUCUCAGCUGAUCAAGUGGUUCAGUAACUUCAGGGAGUUCUACUACAUCCAGAUGGAGAAGUUUGCCCGCCAGUCCAUCAACGAUGGAGUAACCGGAACUGAGGAGUUGGGCGUCAGCCGCGACAACGAACUCUUCCGAGCCCUCAACAUGCACUACAACAAGGCCAACGACUUUGAG